UACAUGUAAAAUAGAAAAACGAAAAACAAUAGGAAGGUAAAAAGAAAGAGAGAGAGAGUCUGAAGGUGGGAGAUGAUGGAAUAUGUCGGCCAACUUUGGAUUAGCUUAAAGGUAGAUCAACGUGGCGGCCGUGGCCAUACGACAGAGUAGAAGCCAACAUAACUAUGGAAGGAGAUGAGUGUUGUUCGAGUAAUAGUAUUAUUUCUACUACUACUACUACAAAGCGGAAGUAUGUAAUUAAAAGACAAGAAGAAGAAGAAGAUAGCCAUAAUAAUAAUCAUCAACAUCAUCGUCAUCAUCAUCAUCAACAUCACCUUCUUGACCAGCACAACGAAACGGCGUCGGAUGAUGAUCAGAAGAGCCGACCGUACAGAGGAAUAAGGAUGAGAAAGUGGGGGAAGUGGGUGGCAGAGAUUAGGGAGCCAAACAAGAGGUCUCGGAUUUGGCUCGGCUCCUACACAACCCCAAUAGCAGCGGCACGCGCUUACGACACCGCCGUGUUCUACCUCAGAGGAGCCUCGGCUCGGCUAAACUUCCCGGACCUCAUACUGCAAGAAGACCUUCACCUAGCCGAUAUGUCCGCCGCUUCCAUACGCAAACGCGCCACCGAAAUCGGCGCCAAGGUCGACGCUUCCCAACAAAAAACCGCCCAAGCUGAUAAUCCAUCCUUGAUCACGUCAUCACCAUCUAAUAAUAAUAAUAAGUCGUUUAAGGCCGACCUAAACCAGUACCCGGACCCCGAUGAUUCCGAUGAACAAGAUCAUUGAAACAAACAUACUAGUUAGUUAACUACUCAGAUUCUCCCAGUCAAGUAGAUAGGUACAGCCCGAUAGAUCAUGAUGUUUCCAUAUAGAUAUAAUUAACUAUUUCCUUUUUUUUCUUCAUCUUUUUGGUUUGGAAGUUUUGUUUUCUGUUGAUAUAUUAUAUUUUGCUUUAGUAUUACUGGUUUUGGAGUGUGGUCGACCAAUAACGGAGUCAAAUGAAUUCUGUUAGGUUAGUUGAAGCUUCUUGAUUGUACGUGCUUGCAACAAGCAAAUAGCGGCUAGCGACAGAAACGUCUGGUCCAAUUCAACUAACCGUAUGUGUUCCUUAUAAGUAGCUAAGAGUUGUCGAUCAAUCCAAUUAAUUUUGUUAUUCUCCAUAUAUAUAUAUAUGUGCCAUUAAUGUAUUUAUCUGGUCAUUUUUCAAA
Cannabis sativa is the source of this 1189-nucleotide messenger RNA. RefSeq names its product ethylene-responsive transcription factor RAP2-1. The record is from RefSeq and is a predicted model, not a curated record. The transcript has 2 exons. Gene Ontology annotation, biological process: regulation of DNA-templated transcription. Gene Ontology annotation, molecular function: DNA binding; DNA-binding transcription factor activity. The coding region runs from base 165 to 767 and encodes 200 amino acids. NCBI's taxonomy places the organism in Eukaryota, Viridiplantae, Streptophyta, Magnoliopsida, Rosales, Cannabaceae.